AAAAAAAAAAAAAAAAAAAAAAAGCCGGAAGCAAAAAGCGAAGGAAAAGGGAAGAAGAGAGUAAGAGACAGAGAAGAGAGAGAGAAGUACAAGCCGGAAGCUCGUCGGAUGAUCGGAUCUGCUGUCUGCGAAGCCCGGAUCUGCAAAGCGCCUGUAAGUUCUUCUCCUUGCUUCUUCUUCUCUCCUUCUUGCUUCUUCUUCUCCUCUGUUUUUUUUUUUUCUUUUUUCUUUUUUUUUUUCUUCUUCUUCUUUUCUUCAGUUCUCUUCUCUCGUCUCUUCUCUCGGCUCUCAGUCUUGCUUUUUUAUUUUAUUUUUUUUUUUAUUUCUUUUCUUUGAGCCGAGUCUCGGCUCUUUUUUCUUUUUUUUCUUUUUUUUUUUUUUUUUCUUCUCGGCUCUUUUUAUUUUUAUUUUUCCUUUCCUUUUCUUUUUCUUUUUUUUUCUUUUUUCUUUUUUUUUUUCUUCUUCUUCUUUUCUUCAGUUCUCUUCUCUCGUCUCUUCUCUCGGCUCUCAGUCUUGCUUUUUUAUUUUAUUUUAUUUUUUAUUUCUUUUCUUUGAGCCGAGUCUCGGCUCUUUUUUCUUUUUUUUCUUUUUUUUUUUUUUUUUUCUUCUCGGCUCUUUUUAUUUUUAUUUUUCCUUUCCUUUUCUUUUUCUUUUUUUUUUUUUUUUUUUUUUUUUUUUUUUUGCCCUCUAUUCUUCUUCUCUCGGCUCUCACCCUCUCUCUGAUUUUUUUUUCUUAUUUUUUUUUUAAUUUUUUUUUCCUUUCUAUUCUUCUUCUCGGCUCUCUCUGACCUUUUUUUUAAAUUUUUUUUUUCUUUCUAUUCUUCUUCUCGGCUCUCUCUGCUUCUAGCCUUCUGCUCUUCAACCUCUUCUUUUAUUUUUGUUUUUUAUUUUUUUAUAAUCUGAGUUGCUGGAAUAAAUUGUAGUUUACAACUUUACAAUUUUGUGCUGGAAUAAAUUGUAGUUUACAACUUUACAAUUCUCUGCUGCUAGAAUAAAUUGUAGUUCACAACUUUACAAUUCUGAGCUGGAAUAAAUUGUAGUUUACAACUUUACAAUUCUGUGCUGCUGGAAUAAAUUGUAGUAUACAUAUCAGUUGGUAUAUGCCUAUAUGGUAUCAUGCAGUCCAUAUAUGCAUAUAUAUUACAUCUCAUAUAGUUGAUAAAUCUCAUAUAGAAUUUAUCAUGCAGUGUCCAUAUAUGCCUUUGAUUCUUUGAAGCUCUGUAAUUUUUUUUUUUUUUUUGUCAGAGUUGUUGUAGACACUGAUUACAUGAUGCUAAUCAUGUUAUUAUUUUGUUAUCUUGAAUUUGAUUGUAGUUUGUACUUUAAAAGAUGCCUAGUGAUGGUUCAAGAAAGGAUCCGGCAUGGAAUUACUCACAUUUGGAGAAUCCGAAAGAUACAAAUGCCGUCACUUGUAACUUUUGUGCAAAAGUUACAAAAGGAGGUAUUUAUCGGGCUAAGCAACACAUAGCUGGAGGGUAUAGAAAUGUGAGUGCAUGCACAAGAUGCCCAUCUAGUGUUAGAGAAGAAAUCAAAGAGUACAUGAGUAAGAAAAAGGAAGAAAAAGAGCAAAUGAAUUUAUUACCUAGUGAUGAAAUUAAUUUCCUUGAUGGAGAGGAUGAGGAUGAUGUUAUGGAAGCUAACAAUCGGCGAAAAAGGGUAGCUAGUGCGGGUAGUGGCAGUGCUAGUGUCAAUUCCUCAAAGAUGCAAAAGCAAAAAAGACCGAUUGAUUUAUAUUUCAUUCCCAGACCAGAAAUUGUGGUACAAAAAAGAAAGGAGGGGGGAAAACAGACAACCAUUAAUGAUGCAUGCAAGAAAGAGUUGAGAGGAAGAGCGUGUGCUGCUUUUGCAAGGUGGAUGUAUGAUGCAGGAAUUGCAUUCAAUGCUGUUAAGUAUGAUAGCUUUGCCGAGGUUGUUGAAGCUAUUGGACAAUAUGGUCCCCGCAUGAAACCACCUAGUUAUCACGAGGUGAGAGUUCCUUUGCUUAGGAAGGAAUUGGAUAAUACCAAUGCUUUGAUGAAUGACCACAGAGAGGAGUGGUCAAAAUUUGGAUGCUCAUUAAUGGCAGAUGGGUGGACAGACAAGAGAGGGAGAACAUUGCUUAAUUUCCUAGUAAAUAGUCCAAGGGGAACCAUGUUUAUUGAAUCGAUAGAUACUUCUUCUUUUUCAAAGGAUGGUGCAAAGAUGUUUGACUUACUUAAUAAAUUUGUGAACCGCAUUGGAGUAGCAAAUGUCGUUCAAGUCGUCACAGAUAGUGAAUCAAGCAAUAAGUCUGCCGGGAGGAUGUUAGAGAAAGAACACCCACAUUUGUAUUGGACACCAUGUGCUGCUCAUUGCUUAGACUUGAUGUUAGAAGACAUUGGGAAAAUACCGUCCAUCUCCAGAACAAUGCAGAGGGCGGUGGAGUUGAAUAGUUAUAUCUAUAUGCGUCCAAAGUUGUUGAACAUUAUGAGGAACUUUACUUCUAAAAAGGAGUUGCUUAGGCCCGCUAAGACUCGAUUUGCUACAUGUUUCAUCACAUUAUCAAGUAUUCACAAGCAAAAGAAUAACUUGAGGAAGAUGUUUACUUCAGAAGAAUGGAAUCGUAGUAAAUGGGCGAAAGAGGAAGCUGGUAAAAGAGUUGCUUCUUAUGUUUUGAUGCCUUCCUUUUGGAACAACAUUGUCUUUAGCCUUAAGGUUUCCGGUCCUCUUAUUCCGGUUUUGAGAUUAGUUGAUGGCGAGAAAAAGCCUCCCAUGGGAUACAUUUAUGCGGCUAUGGAUAGGGCUAAAGAAGCCAUUGCAAAAUCAUUUGGGGAAGUAGAAGACAAAUACAAGGAUAUCUUUGAAAUAAUUGAUAAGAGGUGGAAUGUUCAACUUCAUCGCCCUUUGCAUGCAGCAGGUUAUUAUUUGAACCCAGAAUACUUUUAUUCAAAUCCGAAUUAAGAAGAUGAAGAGAUUGCAAAGGGUUUGUAUGCAUGCAUUGCAAGGUUAAUCCCAGAUAUCAAAGACCAAGACAAAAUUACUGAGGAGCUGUCCUUAUAUUCUAAAGCUGAGGGCCUCUUUGGUAAUCCCUUUGCUAUUAGACAGAGAAAUACACGAGGAACAGCUAAUUGGUGGGAAGCUUAUGGCAAGUCAACAAAACUUCUCCAAAAGUUUGCUAUAAAGGUUUUAAGCCUUACUUGCAGUUCUUCUGGUUGUGAACGAAAUUGGAGCGUGUUUGAGCAUCUUCAUAACAAGAAAAGAAAUAGGCUCGCUCAAACAACUUUGAAUGAUUUAGUGUUCAUCAAAUAUAAUAGAGCAUUGAAGCGUCGAUAUAAUAUGCGUGACACUCUUGAUCCCAUUUUACUCGAUGACAUUGAUGAGAGCAACGAGUGGUUAACGGGGAGGAUGGAUGAUUCUGAUGCAGAACAUGAUCUAGUCUAUGAAGAUGAUUCCUUGACAUGGGGUGAUGUUGCUAAUUUUGCUGGUAUUGGAGAGGCUAGCAGGCCGCAACGGUCUACUAGAUCAAAAUCUAGUUCUAGUUCACGGUUACCAACAAAGGGAGCAGGAAGUUCUUCAGUUCGACUUGUGGAUGAGGAUGAGGAUGAGGAUGAUUCAGAUGAGAUAGAAGAGGAUCCUGAGAAUUAUGAAUCAUUUAGUGACGAUCAAAAUGAUGUUAUGCUUAUUGAUGACGAGGAUGAUAUUUAGAUUCAUUGGUGUUGUCUUCUUAGGAAGAAAUGAUGUUUAUGUUUGUUUUAGUUUUAUUUUAUACUUCUCCUUAGUUGACUUUCGCAUCUUUAUGUUAAUAUGUUUGAUUAUUCACUGUUUUGAACUCAAGUACUUGAUUUAAUUAGUUUUGGCAUCUUUAUGUUGAA
Molecule: messenger RNA, 3830 nt
Organism: Cornus florida
Lineage: Eukaryota; Viridiplantae; Streptophyta; Magnoliopsida; Cornales; Cornaceae
Molecular function (GO): protein dimerization activity
Source: RefSeq, a predicted model, not a curated record